Drosophila bipectinata is the source of this 1095-nucleotide messenger RNA. Lineage: Eukaryota; Metazoa; Arthropoda; Insecta; Diptera; Drosophilidae. The record is from RefSeq and is a predicted model, not a curated record.
UCACACAAAAAAAAAGCUGCGCAGUUUUUUUUUAUUCUGUUUUCUGUUUUUUUUUUCGCAGCAAACUAUAAUCGUUGAGGAAAAUCAAUCUUUGAAUUGAAAAUGCCGAUCAUCAAGCUGCAAUCCUUCGACGGGAAGAUCUUCGACACAGACAUCGAAAUUGUCAAGUGCUCCGGCACCAUUAAGACCAUGUUGGAGAGAUGCGGCAUGGAGGACGACGAAAACACCAUUGUGCCGUUGCCCAACGUAAGCUCGACAAUCCUACGCAAGGUUCUGGAGUGGGCCCGUUACCACAAGAACGACCCGAAGCCAAAAGAGGACGAUGAGAGCAAGAACAGACCGAUGCCAAAAGAGGGCUAUGAGAGCAAGGUCGAGCGCACCGACGACAUUAUGCCGUGGGACGCCGACUUCCUCAAAGUGGACCAGGGCACUUUCUUCGAACUGACCAUGGCGGCCAACUAUCUGAACAUCAAGGGCCUGCAGGAGCUCACGUGCAAGACUUUGGCCAACAUGAUCAAGGGCAAGACACCGGAGGAAAUCCGAUUGACCUUAAACAUCAAGAAGGAAAUCACGCCCGACGAGGAGGAGCAAUUGCGCAACGAGAACGAGUGGUCCGAGGAGGUCGAAGUCUAUCGCCCGAAUCCCCAUGACUAAAUUCUGUAUACCAGUUGAAGUACACAGAAGACACACAAAAUAAGCUGCAGCUCCUAGUUCCUGCUUUCCCUAGAUGGUAGAUGCCACUCAUUUCACAUUCUACAUAUGAACCAUUUUUUGUUAGUACAUAUAUACAUACAUAUACAAGCCGGUCGGAUUCUAUCACCCGAAUCCCCAUGACUAAAUUCUGUGUACCAGUUGAAGUACACAGGAGUACACAGAACACACACAGAAUAAGCUGUACCAAGACACGAUUCUGCAGCUCCCUUACUUCCUGGUUUUCCUAGAUGGUAGAUGCCACUCAUUUCACAUUCUACAUAUGAACCAUUUUUUGUUUGUAUAUAUACAAGCCUCAUAUACUACUGAUCUGUCAAGCGGGGUAACAUUGAAGUACACACAAGUAUGGAAUUUAUGAAAAACAGAAGUCUACUCAUAAGAAUU